This is a messenger RNA of Trichomonas vaginalis G3, 624 nucleotides long. RefSeq lists its product as uncharacterized. The coding region runs from base 1 to 624 and encodes 207 amino acids. Lineage: Eukaryota; Parabasalia; Trichomonadida; Trichomonadidae. The record is from RefSeq and is a predicted model, not a curated record. The transcript has a single exon.
AUGAGACCUUCACCAGAUAAAUUCAUUAAAAAUCAUCUUCAAUUAUUCAAUGAAAAGAACGAUAUUUCAGCCGAAGUUAAAGAAGACAAGAAGGAUGAUAUUAUACAAGAAGAUAAACAUGAAUUGGCCGAUGAUAAUCCUAAAUCUAGAAGACAACAAGGAUUUUUCCAGCCAAGUUUCCUUCCACCAUCAUUACUUCCAUACGGAUACAGACAAAGAACAGAUCUCGGCUCUUCCAAUUCAGAACUUCUUACUAUAUCUGAUGUACCAGAAACUCAGAGUAAUAAACAGCCAGCUAAUGAAAAGAAGGCUACCUAUCAUAAAUACGAUUCAAUUAGAGAUGAAGCUCGUAAAUUGUUUAUAGAAAGUACAGAAAAAGAAAGAAAAGAGAAAGAACAAAAAGAAGCAGAGAAACGUAAGAAGGAAGAAGAGGAGAAGGAAGCUGCAGUGAAAAGGAAGAAAGAGAAGGAAGCUGAAAAUGAAAAACAAACAGCACCUAAGGCUGGAUUAAGUUUAUCAAUGACAAAGUCUCCAUCAAAAGAUAAAGCUGCAGAAGCAGGUAAAACUCCAUCUAACGGCACGACUCUAUCAAUGAAGCCAUCUCUUAGUACUACCCUCAAAUAA